Messenger RNA from Lacerta agilis (Sand lizard), 3807 nucleotides. It is a transcript of the gene CEP131, whose product is annotated as centrosomal protein 131. The record is from RefSeq and is a predicted model, not a curated record. Lineage: Eukaryota; Metazoa; Chordata; Lepidosauria; Squamata; Lacertidae. Bases 146 to 3541 code for a protein of 1131 amino acids. The transcript is spliced from 27 exons. Gene Ontology annotation, cellular component: centriolar satellite. Gene Ontology annotation, biological process: intraciliary transport involved in cilium assembly; regulation of centrosome duplication; cilium assembly.
CCUCUACACGCUUCUUCCCCCACAGCCUGCAAACAUCUCUCUCUCCUCGCGGGUCUCCCGCCCGCCGCCUUUCUUGCGCCCUCAACCUAGCCCCGGCGCCGGCAGAAAGACAAGUCGGCCAGCCGGCCUCCGUUCCCAUAUCACAAUGAAGAGUGCCCGUGGUAGCAGCUCUUCCUUCCAGGGUGCCAGUGCCAAUGGUGUGGAUCUCAGUCUUACAGGGCUGCCCAUGCAAGUGCUUCAGCGCCCAAGCAGUGCCUCUCCAGGCAAGCACAUUGCUCGUUCCAUCUCUGUCAUUACUGAAAACAAGCCCAAGAGGAAUAUCCUAGAAGAUGCAGGGCUUGGCACCUCCAGAGCUAUGAACAAUUUACGAAGAUCCAAUAGCACGACUCAGGUUAACCAGCGUGUGAACGGUGCCUUUAGCAGUGUAGAGCAGCACGGAGACUUCCUGACUUUGUUUGAAAGCAGCUCAGGUGGAAGAAAGAAACUAGCAAGUCUGAGCAAAGUCUCCCCGGAAAAGAAAACAACAUGGAACAUCCUGGAUGAGCAGCCCAGAACAUUUCCUGUCCCAUCCAGCACUCAAGAGGCCCCUGCAGGCAUGAGGAAGAAGGAAAUCUAUGUGCCACUUGCAGCCAACUUCACUGCAAAUAACAGGAGUAACAAAGGUGCAAUGGGCAACUGUGUAACCACCAUGGUGCAUAAUAACUACUCCACUGCGGACAAGGCAGCUGCACCCAAGAGCUCCAACCAGGCCACAACCUCCCUCAAUAACAUUAUCAAAGCCACUUCCAAUGAAGACACCGAGAGUAGCAGCUACAUGAAGUCCCAGAAAAACUUUUCCAGCAGCAAUAUCCUGGCUCGGAACAAUAAUAACAGCAGUAGCAGUAACCCCCUCAGGAGGCAGGAAGUAUCGGAGGAGGAGGCUGAGCGGUUUAUUAACCAGGUCAACCUGGCCGCCGUGAUGAUACAGCGCUGGUACAGACGACACUCGCAGAGGCACAAGGAAGGUGCAGCCCAGCUCAGGCACUUAUUAGCUUCCAAAAGAGAGGAAAGGCAGCAGCAACUCACAGAGGAGGGCAACAUGUUGGAUUUGCAGCGGAGGCGAGAUGAGGAGAGGAAGAAGAUUCGAGAGGAGAAGGCGCGUCUUGCCAGACGAGCAGCCAUCCAGGAGCUACAGCAAAAAAGAGCCCAGAAAGUCUUGGAUACGCAACGCUUGGUUGAGGAGGAGCUGGCCGCAAUGAAAGAAAGCAAGAAAACCAGAAGAAGAAAACCUGAGAAGGCUGGCUCUGUGAAGAAUGCUAGCCCUGCCAACAGCAUCAUCAAAGCCAACAAUGCAGAUGCCAACUUCCACUUGGCAGCUGCAGAUACAGAAGAACAUUCUGCUGGGGCUUGUCUGUCUGGCCCAGGACAAAACAAACUACCUGAAGAUCAGCCACAGGAUGUCAGCUCUGGAAAGAUGGGCAGUGAAGACUUGGAGACUAUUGUCACUGCGGCCAGCAGAGCACAGUCCAAAGUGACCCUUAAUGAGCUACUGGAUACCUUAAAGUUGUUGGAGGAGGAGCCAGAGUUGCCACCACAGCCCAAGGCCUGCAAAGAAGAUAAAUAUCCUUGGGUAGAUGGGGAGGCUGACUCAAAUUCUCUUACUGCUGACAACCUGGAGAAAUUUGGGAAACUGAACUACUCUCCGGGAGUCCCUGAGGAAGGCACGCUGCUCUCGGAAGCCAAACUUCAGAGCAUCAUUAGUUUCUUGGAUGAGAUGGAGAAAUCUGAGCAGGAGCGACCUAGGUCUGCUGCCUCUGCUUCACAGCGAGAGGGGCUCUUGUCAGAAGAAGAGCUAGCUCACCUGGAGCAGGCAUCAGCAGUUGCCACAGAGGUUACCAGCUCCAUCAUGCGCCUGAAGCUGGAGGUAGAAGAGAAGAAGAGAGCCAUCACAUUGCUACAGACAGCACUGGCACAGCAACGGGAGCUGACUGUACGUCAUGUCAAAGGGACAGAGAAAGAGCUGAGCCGCCAGCUGGCACUACAGAGGGAGCAGUAUGAAGCAGCUAUCCAACGGCACCUAGCCUUCAUUGACCAGCUGAUUGAUGAUAAGAAGACUCUGAGCGAGAAAUGUGAAGCGGUGGUGACUGAAUUGAAACAAGUGGAUCAGAAAUACACGAAGAAAAUUGCCCAGAUGCAGGAGCAGCAUGAGCUGGUUUGGCGCACUCUGGGCCCCCUCUGUGAGGAAAUAAAGAAGCUGAAGGAACUCAUGAGUGCCACAGAAAAGAUCCGCCGGGAGAAAUGGAUUGAUGAGAAAACCAAGAAGAUCAAAGAGAUCACUGUUAAAGGUCUGGAGCCUGAGAUUCAGAAGCUUAUUGCUAAGCACAAGCUAGAGAUCAAAAAGCUGAAAACGCUGCACGAAGCAGAGCUGCUACAAUCCGACGAGCGGGCAGCCCAGCGCUACGUACGCCAGACGGAGGAGCUGAGGGAGAUGCUGGAGCAUGAGAAAGAAGAGCAGGGGCAACGAGAGAGAGAGCUGGCAAGGCAACGGCCAAACCAAGGAUACAGCACCCUUGGUAAGACCCUCUCUGAAAGAGUCCCUCCACACAGGUAUGAGAAACAACUGGAGCAGGAGGAACAGGCUCUGCAGCAACAGAGGCGCCGACUGUACAAUGAGGUGGCUGAGGAGAAAGAAAGGCUCAACCAGCAGGCAGCCAGGCAGAGGACUGAGUUGGAGGAUCUCCGGCGGCAGCUGGAAGAGAACAGCUCUGUUGUUACCAAAGCUCUGAAGGAGGAAUAUAAGAAAGGGAAGGAGGAGCAGGAGCGACGCCAUCAGGCAGAGGUGCAGGCCUUGAAGGUGCAGCUAGAGAUGGAGAAGCAGGCCUGGGAGGCCAACUACCUGAAGAAGGAGGAGGCCUGGCUGCUCACACGGGAGCGAGAGCUGAGGGAAGAAGUGCGGAAAGAGAGGGACAAGGAGAUUGAACUGGUUAUUCAGCGGCUAGAAGCUGACAUGUCCUCUGCUAAGGAAGAGUGUGAGAGAGCCACAGAGAACAGAAUAAAGAGAUUGCGGGACAAAUAUGAAGCAGAGCUGCAAGAACUGGAACGGUCAGAACGCAAACUCCAAGAGCGCUGCAACGAAAUGAAGGGACAGCUCUCGGAGGCAGAAGGCGAGAAUUUUCAUCUGCGAGGUCUGCUGCGGCAGAAGGAACAGGAGACAGAGGAUAUCCGAAAGGUAGCGGAUCAACUAAGUCAGGAGCGCAGCAGCCUCUCUGAGGUCAUCCGGCAGGAAUUUGCAGAUCGGCUGGUGAGCACAGAGGAGGAGAACAAGCGGCUCAAGACAGAAAUGGCUGAGCUUCGUGCCCGGCAACGCUUGGAACUGGACAGAGUGAGGAGGGACAAAGAGGAGGAGCUGGAAGAAGUGCAUAAAAGAGUGAAGACAGCAAUUGUGAAGAAAGAGGAAGCAGUAAACAGCCUUCGAAAACUACACGAGGCGGCCGUGAAGAGGGCAGACCACCUAGAGGCCCUUUUGGAGCAACAGCGUAAGCAGCUGCUAGCAGCCAAGUAGCAGCUGCACUGGUACCAACAGCCCUGCAAGGGCAGAGCCAGUGAUCACGGACAGCAAAAGAAAUGUGCCUGUCGUGGUCCACAAGAGACUUAAGAUAAAACGAACACUAAUCUGUAUGUGGGUUGGGGAGGGAUCCCCUCUCCCCCUUUUUUUAAAAAAAUAUUUUUUUUAACCUGUUUCUUUACUUGUGCCUGAGAUGUGACCUCUGGGUGGUAUCCCAGUUCUUGCCAAUGUAUUUUAACAGUAAAUCCAGCUGAUUUGUAAGA